GAGAUCAUUUCGUUCCAUCAGAGGAAGAAACAUCCUCCCUGUUACACUUUCUUUCUCUUGUUUUUUUUUCAAUUUCCCUCUUCUCUGCUAUUUUGCUUCUACUUUCUUUUUUUCUUCUCAAGAACCAAACAGAAUACUCCGAUAAAAAGCUAAAAACUAAUUAUUGUUUGAUUAAUUAGAUGUCGAGGAUCUGAAUUCUAAAGAGAGCCGUGCGAUACAGGAGAAGGAAGAGAGACAAAUCUGAGAAUUUGUGAGAAAUUUUUGACGACUGCCAAGCUACUUUCUGAAGAUUUUUCGACUAAGUUAACAUGCAUAGAGGCAGAUCAGCUAAUUACAUAUUAAAAUCUUAAACAUCAAAUGAAAGCCGGAAGAAUAGGCUUCGUAUGUUAUUAUUCUGUUGAAAAUCCAAAGUAAAAUUUGUGCUUAUACCAAAGGACUUGAAGAAGGAAAGUUUUGACGGCCGAGCGAGCCUGAGCUAUUGAGAAAAUGAUGGAAAGGGACUCUUUAAGGAGCAAUAACAAUGGUAAUAGCACCAAUCACAACAAAAAUAAAGUCAGAGGUGAUGCAGGAUUGUUAAGAUCUAGCUUAGAUUCUUGCCAAACAAACGGCGUCGUCUUCUAAUUUUGUUUUGCAGUGGGGGAAUCGGAAGCGUCUAAGGUGUAUGAAGAUCCAGGUCAAAGACGAUCAAUCCGGACCAGUUAACCGAACCACCGUUCUAGUCGAUCGCCGAGUCGUGAGGGCCGAUAAGGACUCUUCAAAUCAGCCAAGCAAUAAUAACAAUGACGGGACUGGGUGUUUUAACCUCCGUCAACGGCCUGCUUCUCCUCAGGCUCCGCCACCUCAGCGCAUUCUCAGGAACUGUGAGAAUUCUAAUCCUAUGAGAGGCCAAAGCAACGGUGGUAUAAGGGGAUUCGCUUCGCCAGACAGGGCGCACGAGAAGAGAGGUGGCAACCAGAACAAUUACAAUCACCACCACACCAACAACAAUGAUAACAACCACCACCACAACAAAUCAGCUGCAUCUUCAGAGACGGCUCACGAUAGCAGAAAAGGUGGGUCGUCUUCCGGGAGCGGUGAGGUAGCUCCUGCACCUAUCGUCUGGCCACCUAAGCUCAUGAUUGCUUUAACGAAUAAAGAGAAGGAAGAAGAUUUCAUGGUUUUUAAAGGAUCGAGAUUGCCACAACGACCUAAAAAACGGGCUAAGUUUAUUCAACGGACCCUCAAUCUUGUAAGUCCGGGGACAUGGCUAUGCGAUUUAACCCUCGAGCGAUACGAGAUCAGGGAGAAGAAGAUCACAAAGAAGAGACCAAGAGGUUUAAAAGCUAUGGGAAAUAUGGAAUCUGAGUCUGAAUAGAAAGCUCGGAAGGCGCUGUUUAAAGGUUGGUUUUUUUUUAAAGGCAGUUGAUUUUUCUUUUUCUUUUUGGUUGAGGAUGAGACUAGCGUUUAAGCUGUGUAAAUGGUUAUCUUUAUUCGUCUCUGAGAUGAAUGGAGAAAGAUUUAA
Molecule: messenger RNA, 1501 nt
Organism: Hibiscus syriacus
Lineage: Eukaryota; Viridiplantae; Streptophyta; Magnoliopsida; Malvales; Malvaceae
Product: SUN domain-containing protein 2-like
Exons: 7
Coding region: 662-1354 (230 amino acids)
Source: RefSeq, a predicted model, not a curated record